Molecule: messenger RNA, 3352 nt
Organism: Synchiropus splendidus (mandarinfish)
Lineage: Eukaryota; Metazoa; Chordata; Actinopteri; Syngnathiformes; Callionymidae
Exons: 3
Coding region: 166-825 (219 amino acids)
Biological process (GO): negative regulation of BMP signaling pathway
Cellular component (GO): AMPA glutamate receptor complex
Molecular function (GO): protein binding
Source: RefSeq, a predicted model, not a curated record
GUUCAUUACAGCGGGAGGAAACCCGAGUGCUGGCGAGCACUGCCUCCGCCCCUUCUCUGGAUCAGUUCAGGACUGCUGCGACGAGGAAGCCUCGCUGACGAUGUAGUCUCUGUUCUUCUGCGCGGGACUCAUUUGUUUACCUUCCGGGACCUCACCGCCGCGAGCAUGUCCGCUCUGAGGGGCGCCUUCGCGACCCUGCUGCCGCCGCUGCUGCUUCUCUGCGCCCCGGGCGGCCUCUGCUUCUCCGUGGCCGGCCAGCAGGAGAGCACCUGUGAGGCCAACGGCAGCAUCUACUACGUGGGUGAGUGGUACUUUCUGGACUCGGACCACUGCACCCAGUGCGAGUGCACCGCGGAGGGCUCGGCCUGUGCCCGGACCGAGUGCACCUCCCUCCCGGCGGCGUGCAUCCAUGUCAGCCACUACCCCACGGACUGCUGCCCGAGGUGCGAGAAGAUCGGCUGCGAGUACCGCGGGGAGGUCUACGAGCUGGGACACAGCUUCCAGCCGUCGGAGUGUGAGCAGUGCACGUGUGACGACGACGGCAUCGCCCGCUGCCUGGUGGCGGACUGCGCUCCUCCGCCGUGCGUCAACCCCGUGUACCAGGCUGGGAAGUGCUGCCCGGAGUGCCAGGACGGCCCCAACUGUUACGUGGACGCGUCCCGAGGUCAGGUGAUUCCCGCCGGCGAGCCGGUCUGGGUCGACUCCUGCACCAGGUGCCGGUGCCACGACGGCCAGGACGCCGGUUACUGGGAGGGGAACCGUCUGGCCACCUGCUCGCGCCUCAAGAACUGCUCCCCGGAGCAGCCGUCCAUCCAGCAGACCUGAGGAGGAAGAGCAGGGCUCCCCUGCAGCCCGGGAGUCAGCGGACCGCACGCCCGGUCCGGCAGACUCCAGAGAGCUGGUGUCAAUACAGUGAGCUCUUUCUGCUUAUAUACGACGAGAGGCUGACUGGCUUCAGUCUGCGCUUUGUUCUCAAGCCUUCGCUCGCCGCGACGCGUCUAGUUUUGGACACAACCAUGGGCACGUUUGCUGCUUUCAGAUGACAACCAAAGACAGUGUGUUGGUUCAGGGCACAAGUCAGACGACUGAGGAUAAAGGGAAGUGCUUUUGACACUCUGAUUUGGUCCAAACGUCCUGACACACCCGGUCGGUUCAUACCUUGUUUUCAUCUUGAUUAAAAAAAUAAAAUUGAUAUGACUUCCUAGUUUAUUUCAUAAAAUGUCAUUAAAUGGGAAUAUUUGAUGAAGUACAAGAAAAUAAAAAAAUUUAAAGGAAAAAAGUGAAAAAAAGCAAUUAUAAAUAAGAAUAAGAUAGGUCAAAUACAGACAUACAUUUUGAUAAAAAUUACUUUAAAAAUAUGUAAAUAUGUGGAGAAAAAGAAUGGGAGGGUGAACUGGGCAAAAUAAAAAUAACAUUUUAAUUUAGGAAAAUAUAUACUUAAAAAAUAAUGGAACAUUUACUAUUAUUUUCUUUAAUUGAUGAUAAACUAGAUCUGACUUAUUUAAAACUUCAUCAUCAAAAGCCAAAUCUUGUCAUUACUCAAUUAUAUGGAAAAUAAAAUCAUAAUAAAUAUCAUUAUGAUUUUAGCUUAUGCCAUUACAUUUGUGAAAAAAUAGUUUCAUGGUUGAAAAAAAGGAAAAAAAUAAUACAUAUUUCUAUGAAUGAAUGAAUGAAAUUAUUGGAAAAUUUGCUCUGUAAAUUAGGAUUUUGGAAGACCGUUAGUAUUAUUCUAAAAAAGAAACACAAAUACAAAAAAGAUUCAUUGAAUAUGGGAGUAAAAAGCAAAGAAAAAAUAGUUACACUGAGGCUAACUGAGCUAGUUGUUGACAUGAAAAUAGAAUCUCACCAGGAAGAAUCAGGUCGAGGGUCCGGACCAAACAAAGUGAUGACGACAGACAGGAAGUGACAUCACGCCAUCUUGAUCAGCAUGUUUAUUGUUUAUCUAGAAAAAGUAGGUCGGAUAUAACAUAAUGCAUUCUAUGUAAGAUACAUCUCCAACAUUCAAUGUACAAAAAGAAAAGUCAAGUUACAGUAAAUAUUAAAAACCCGCCCACAGGCCUGAAAAACCCGGAGAAGAUUCCGUCGAGCGAAAAAGAGUCCGCGAGCUUCCCGUCGAGCUGGGAGUCGGAUCUAACAGGAUCGAGCUCCAGCGUCACCGUCACACUCAAUAAGACACACCGUUGAUAUAGAGGAGUAUUGAUGAAGGAAAGAUAGUGAGCCCAAAAUAUAGAACGCAUCAUCGUCGCCAUGUUCGAACCCACACGUCCAAUAAUUUGCAACGCAUCACUCGUGAAACAGUUUCGGCUAAAGUGCUAAAAACAAAUGGCAUGCACAAACACCGGCGUCAAAGCUACUCGGUCCACAGCUGGAUGCAACGUAAACACGACUGACUGAUAUAAGGAGUGAGACUCCAGAAGCUUCUCAGUCUUUUCCAAAGCAAGGACCCUCCCUCGGACGGGGACGUCGGAGAAAAUGAGUCGACAACGUACUGGUGAUGAGUCACACUGGGCGACAGAGGUGGCACUGCUGUGGUCUCUUUGUCAAACCUGUUUCCCGCCAAAAAUGCUACUCUAUGUAUGCUGUCGUUCUCCUUGCAUUUUUUGACCGGUGCGAUUUAUAGUCCGAAAAAUAUGGGAAGUACUAUUUCACUAUUAUCCUCUUGCCUCAGAAAGAUGGGCUGCGACUCUGAAUUUUUCAUUGGUUCGUGAGAACUAAUCGUAAGACAUGUGUGACGUAGUUUGAGGACAAUGCUAACGGCUAAGCUAAGCAGAUGAAGUGAAGUUUUAUUCAAUGAAGGGUUCCCUGGACUCUUAAAUAACUUCUGAAAUGAUUUCAAACUUGGGCUCAGUGAAAGAAAAAUGGAGGCUAGUUUGCUAAUGCUAUGUGUAAAUGCAACUUAAAACGUGUCUUGCUUUCUUCCAUAAACACCAAACUACCUCAAAAUUUUCCCAUAAAAAGUGCUGAUGCUACCAUAAAGCUUUACAUGUUUGCUGUGUUUUAGAAGCCAAAUGCUAACUGGAGGAUACGCGCUACGUUGACAUGAUAUUUUUACUAGUUGCACACAGUCGCUAGCAAGUUAGCAUCGAUUGCAACCUUCCAAUAUCCAUACAAACAUGCGAGAACUGAAGCGACGCUUGACACGGCCACUGAAAGGUUAGCGCUCGAGAAUUUGGCAGCAGAAAGAAAGAAAGUCUUUGUUGUGGAAAAGAUCUGAGACGCAGUGACGUGGCGGGUGAACGACUGUGUCCCAGGGACGAGCAAAAGAUUAUCAUGAGUCAAAAAUAUAAAAAAGCUUUUGUGUGACCAGUGGGGAGCACUUUUGUCGUCACCAAUCACGGGUGUGUUCACUCUG